UCUUCACGACACCUUUGUUCUUUAUUUCCUUUCUACAGCUUAGUACCUUGGGGUCUGUUGUUAACCGAUACUGUUUUUGUUAACCGUGUCAUCCCGGUGUCGUGGCGUUUUGCGUGGAACACUGCAACCAGUUCAGUUCGCCAGAGAUCUCUUGGCAUUUUGCGGUCUCGUGGCCCUUUGCGUGAUGAGCACUCUGUAACCAGUUCUGUCCUCCAGCCUGUCCCGCGUUUCUGGCGUCCUGGGGAAAGAGCAGGAUCUAAUCCAGGAUACCCCGUGGCAUUUAGCCACGAAGGUUUUCAAAGUUGUCUACUGAACCUCCAGCCCAGAAUGACUACAGACCACAGGAAAAAGUGUCUUCUCCCAGGUCCCCUCUCUCGCGCCGUGUGGCGAUAGCUUUGGGACUUCUGAACGCCCUUCUUAUGUGUUUGCUGAUUGUCCCGUGGAUUCUGUGCCAAGGUUCCACUCAUGCCAGUUGUCCUAGUUGCCCAGACUUCUGGGUGAGGUAUGGCGACCACUGUUACUACUUCUCAGUGGAGAAAAACAACUGGGAUUCUAGUCUGGACUUCUGCUUAGCUGAAGACUCCCAUCUCCUUAUGCUUACAGGCAACCAGGAAAUGAGCCUGCUUCAACCUCUCCUCAAAGAGGACUUUUACUGGAUUGGUCUGAGGAACAAUUCUGGCUGGAGAUGGGAAGAUGGGUCAACCCUAAACUUUUCAAGGAUUAUUUCAAACAGCUUGAUACAGAAGUGUGGUACCUUCAGCAAAAGUGGUUUCCUAGGCUCUAGCUGUGAGGCUCUUUUACGGUGGGUCUGUAAGAAGGUCAGACUUUGAUGGGUGGAUCUGUCAUAUGGCUCCCUAAAAAGGGGGAGCCAGCCUCUGGGUGCUGGGAUAGUCAUGAGUGUAUAUUUAGUGAAAGCCGAAGCUUCUAGAACAUGGCAUUAGAUGUAAGAUUAAUGCGAUUUCCCUGGGACUGAUGGUUUAUUGCCGGACUCUCUUUGAGAACAGUUAGAUAUUAACAAUUUAAAGAUCAGAUCUAGGAAAAUUUGUGAAAGAAAAUAUUGUUUUUGUACUUCUCACAGUAGUGACUGAUGCUGCCUUCUUCACCCCCAUUCCCACCAUCUCUGUCAAAAAUGUACCUUUUCUGUGUUAUGGUCUGAACUGGUCCGACGAUAUCCAUGCAAAUAUAUACUAUUGCUAAUGUAUUACAGAGUUUUGAUGUGUGCUAAUAGGCUGGCAUGUUACUUAUCCCUGAUAAUAUGUUUUUCUCCUAACAAUGGCCCUUUGCAAAUAAAGCUUUAUUCUAAAGAAUACUGCCAAUAGUGACACGUAGAAAGUGGAUAAAAACAGGGUGAUGCUUUCUGCUUCUCAGCUCUCUACCACUUAGAGACUUGGCCUUGGCUGAAUUUCAUUGUUCUGGGUAUGCGUACGUGUGGAUGAAUAAACCAAUGUAUGAGCAUAUUUUUCCA
Molecule: messenger RNA, 1465 nt
Organism: Herpailurus yagouaroundi (jaguarundi)
Lineage: Eukaryota; Metazoa; Chordata; Mammalia; Carnivora; Felidae
Gene: KLRG1
Product: killer cell lectin like receptor G1
Exons: 8
Coding region: 420-830 (136 amino acids)
Source: RefSeq, a predicted model, not a curated record